AUGGAGUGGGUGGAAGGUUUUGUUCAGCAUCAUCAUUAUCUUGGACAACAUCCUGCUCUUAGACACUACCCUAAGAGAUUCCAGCUCCAUCUCCACAACAUUACUGGCCUUGCGGAUCAGUUUAUUGAGUCUGUUGGCAUCUGCAUCCCUCAAGCUGCUGCCCCAGCAUGCAACAGCAUAGAGGAUGGCACUGGCCACAACAGACCCAUAGAAAGUCCUGAGCAUUGUCUGACAGAUGUUAAAAGACCUAAGCCGCCUAAGAAAAUAGAGAUGACUCUGGCCCUUCCUAUGAGUAAGUGGGGGGAUCGACUGAAGAAAGUUGAGGAGCUUGCUCAGUCGUUCCAGAAAAAUCCUCUGACGACACCUUACAAGCCUCGACUGUGGCCCUGCCAGCCUUCGUCUGUUUGGAAACUCUUCCCUCGUCAAUCCAUGGCUAUCAGCUUCGCUCAGAGCUGCAAAGAGGCUGUGCAUGUUUUUGCACUUGAAAAAGAAAAGGAGUCCGUGGGUCAAAGGAUUUACCUGGUUACCAGUUACAGUGAGCUGUGGUUUUACUACAGGACUUACACCCAGUCUUUGAUGCACUGUUAUGAGGUGAUACCAGAGGGAGCUGUCUGUAAGCUCUACAUGGACUUGGAGUUCCACGAACCUUCAAACAAAGGAUCUGAUGGGAAAACUAUGGUGUCUUUGCUUAUCCAGUACGUCUGUGACAAGUUAUUGGAAGUUUAUGGGAUUGAAUGCUCUGCGAAAAAUGUCCUCAAUCUCGACUCCAGCACUGAGGAGAAAUUCAGCCGACAUCUCAUCUUCUGUCUCCAACAAGCAGCUUUCAAAGACAACAUUCAUGUUGGAAGGUUCAUCCAUGCAAUUCUUCAGCCUGUCCUGAACAAACCCAAAAAUGGAAGCCACCUUGAUAAUGGAGUGGAAACACGUAGAACUCAAGCAGCGAGUCCAGAGAUGAAGAGGCGUAAAGAGGAAGGGAGAGACCUCAGCUUCCUCCAGGUGAAAAACAAAGAUGGUCGAGACUCUCUCUUUGUGGAUCUUGGUGUCUACACAAAGAACAGAAAUUUCCGCGUGUACAAGUCGUCUAAAGCGGGGAAGAAUGCUGCGUUCACUGUGGCAGAAGAUAACCAGUGUAUUGCCAAACCUGAGAAGGGAACUUCUUUGGAGGAAAGCAUUUUCUUGGCCUCCUUAGUGUGUAACGUGAGCUUCACAGGUCAGAGGAUUCUUACAUGGGAUGUCCCAGAAUCAAGUGAGCCCAAAAUCUCCCCCUCUAAGUACCAACAAGGGUCGGAUUCAGACUCAGGUGCACUUUCUGGCUUCCUGUCAUCCCCUCACCAAGAAGUGGACAACUUUGUAUUAACGGUGGUUAGAAAGGAUGGGAUACAAGGAAGCUUAAGACGAUGGAACUACUUCGCCGCAGAGCAACUUCUCGUUUAUGACAUCGCCAAAUACCGCUGGUGUGAAAACGUGGGGCGGUUUCACAAAAGCAACAACAUCAUGAUUGUUGUGGAUCUGAAAGAGGAAGUGUGGUACCAGAAGUGCCACGAUCCUGAAUGCAGGAACUUCAGGUCCUCGAGUUACCCACUGCCACAAGAGAUCUGUAUCAGCUACAUCUUGACGCUGGAUGAGGAGGACCAGGUGUACCUCAUGGACGAUGCUGGAAACAUUGAAAGCAGACAGGAACAUAAACCCAUGGGCCCACAGAGCACAGCUCACACAGAGGAGGAGAAAUCUGAUGUGUGGGGAGAUGAACGGGAUGAUCGGGACUAUUUGGAGAGUCUAGACGAUUUUGAACAGAAGAGUGAAGAGAUCUCAGACCAGCUCCUGCUCAGUUGUAUGGCAGAUUUUGAUUCCCAGUAG
This is a messenger RNA of Pelmatolapia mariae (spotted tilapia), 1857 nucleotides long. It is a transcript of the gene primpol, whose product is annotated as primase and polymerase (DNA-directed). Gene Ontology annotation, cellular component: nucleus; mitochondrial matrix. NCBI's taxonomy places the organism in Eukaryota, Metazoa, Chordata, Actinopteri, Cichliformes, Cichlidae. Gene Ontology annotation, molecular function: chromatin binding; DNA-directed DNA polymerase activity. The record is from RefSeq and is a predicted model, not a curated record. The coding region runs from base 1 to 1857 and encodes 618 amino acids. The transcript is spliced from 14 exons. Gene Ontology annotation, biological process: replication fork processing; error-prone translesion synthesis; response to UV.